Nannizzia gypsea CBS 118893 is the source of this 1350-nucleotide messenger RNA. RefSeq names its product YagE family protein. The transcript has 2 exons. Gene Ontology annotation, biological process: positive regulation of mitochondrial translation. The record is from RefSeq and is a predicted model, not a curated record. NCBI's taxonomy places the organism in Eukaryota, Fungi, Ascomycota, Eurotiomycetes, Onygenales, Arthrodermataceae. The coding region runs from base 1 to 1350 and encodes 449 amino acids.
AUGCUCCUUCGUCGAGUUUUAUCUGCACCCAGAGAAUGUGCACUGCUCAGGGCUUCUGUCCGCCGAAAUAUAUAUACAACACCACCUUUCAAUAGUGCCCAUAAUACUUUCCUGGGUCGCAAUGCCCUCCACUCGUCAAAUAGGAAACUUGAACAAGAGACAAUAUCUCCAAACCCAGGAAAACCUGCUGCACAGCAAGCAAAACUAGAGCCAUCUAGAGGGAAAAGAACAUCACGGUCCCCGGCUGGGAAAACUUCGCUACGACGUGCAGCAGUUGAGGCACAGAUAUCCAAAGAUGUCAGGCGACUUCCCGUAUCUCCGGAGAUGCCCUCACCGGAGCCAAAGGUUGUUACCGCAUACGCCGUUGCCGAACGCUUUGAUAUUGCCAAAGUUAUGGAAAUACUUCUAGCAAAAGGAUACGAGCCCGAUCCCCUCGAAACUGGUCUUUACCCUCAAGUAGUUCAUAUUCAAGUUCCACUUGAUUCGAUCCGGCGAACCACUAGCUUAGCCUCGUCAGAUCUGCCUUCAGAUGAGGUGGGCGAUGUGUUUGUGUUUCCUUCGGGAACAGUUGUCUCAUGGUCACUUCCUGAGACAUUUGCAUCAUACCUAGCAACCACUGUGUUAUUACCAGCCGCCGAAAACCCGCACAUCGAACGGAUGGAGACGGAAGACCUGGACUACAUUGAAGACCCCCAGCGAGACAGUAGUUUGAUGAAAGGCGACGUUAUCAUUCUAGGGACCAACCCUGUCCCUGAGGACCAAAAAACCCAAGAUAUCCGACAUCCAAACCGAACCACGGUCGAUACAGUACUCACAAAGAUUGCCUUUUCCUCAGGUUUAGCCCGGAGUACUAAGCUGGCUGUAUUGGAAAGUCUUCUACUGAACUAUUUUGAUUCCACACGCAAUAUACCCACGCAACUCUCAAAGGGAUCUCGAUUACCCUACACACGCAGUUUUAUACUGCGCAAAACUGGCCAAUUACUCAGCCUCAGAGCACAAUUGAACCUUUACUCAGAGUUAACAGACUCUCUUCCAGAUAUUUUCUGGGAUAGCAGACACGAGCUUGGGUUGGAAGGGAAUUAUGACCAAGUCGGAAAAGCUCUGGAUGUUGGCAUCCGCAUCAAGGUGUUAAAUGAGAAAAUGGAUUACGCGCAAGAGAUUGCAAGUGUCUUACGUGAACGUUUGAGUGAAACUCACGGACUCCGAUUGGAGUGGACCAUUAUUCUCUUGAUUGCGGUUGAGGUUUGCUUUGAAGUUCUAAGACUCUGGAAAGAGAGAAAGCAGGAGCUAGCUGCUGCUGUGAAAGAGAAUAGAGAAAACCCUGCCGAUGAAAAAACCUCCACGUCAUAA